GCCAAUUAAAAAAAAAACACUCCCCCUCCUGUUUCGCGCAUCCAUCCUUCUCCCUUCCCUCCAACCUCUCUGCCGAUUAAUCCCCCCUCAACGAAGGCAAACUGGUCGGCACCUACCCUCGACAAAGCCAGCAAAAUCGACGCCAACCGUCGACGAACCGAACCUCGUCGCCGCGAACUCGUCCCCGCCAACCCUAGUCGAAGGCAUCCCUCCUCCCGGUUCCCGCCAACCUCCGUCGAAGGCGAGCGUGGUCGCUGGGCACUCCAAGUUGCGAACCUUCCUCCCUGUCUCAGUCAAAAAUGGGGCGAACCCCGCUAUUGACCAUGGCAGAAAGAUUGGUGUUUGCGGCGUCAUGGUGAUGGCCUGAGUGUGCAUAUAAGACCAUGGCAGAUGAAAGAUGUGAAUUUGCAAUGAGGCUGUGGGCUUUGAGGAAGCGAUCGACCUAGACAAGUUUGGGUGUGCAUAUUUAGUGUUUUGGUUGUAAAACAAUGAUGUAACCUUGCUAUAUACUGAUUUUUUGGUGGUACAUUUAUUGCCUGAAUGUUGAAAGUUAAAUGUGGACUUUGGUUGUUAAAUGUAGGAGGUUGUACAAUGUUUUACUAUCAAUGUUGUACAAUGUCCUAGAAUGUACUCCCAAAUAUUACCUAAAUUGAUAUGCCUAUUUGUUUUUGUGGCAAACACUUAAUGUUUUUGGCGUUAAUAUAUAUAGAGGAUGACUUUGCCUGUGAAGAAGAAAA
Cuscuta epithymum is the source of this 737-nucleotide messenger RNA. The record is from the annotation of a GenBank genome assembly. NCBI's taxonomy places the organism in Eukaryota, Viridiplantae, Streptophyta, Magnoliopsida, Solanales, Convolvulaceae.